This is a messenger RNA of Loa loa (African eye worm), 350 nucleotides long. RefSeq lists its product as hypothetical. The transcript has a single exon. The record is from RefSeq and is a predicted model, not a curated record. The annotation marks the transcript as partial. Lineage: Eukaryota; Metazoa; Nematoda; Chromadorea; Rhabditida; Onchocercidae.
AUGCCAAGGAAAGCAUGCUUAUGAAGUUAUUUACUUAAGCUCAGUUGAUUCGUAUGCAUUAGAACAAACAUUGGUAUUCAUCAAAACGAUAAUGUCGCAAGCGGAAGAGAUUUACUGUUCCGAUGGUUCCAAACCCAUCUAUCAACAUCAUCCAGUUGCGGCUGUCAUUGGUGCUGCCAGUAGUCAAGUUUCUGUUAUGGUGGCAUCUAUGCUGCAGCUAUUUAAAGUAAACAUUUCAUUCCAUAAAAUAAUUUUAAUGAAAAAUUUUGAGAAGCCGAAUUGCAUUCAAGAACUUUCCCUUUUUUGAUAAUAUCAAAUUUUUUCCUUUCAUCUGCCUAAUUAGCUUCAGU